This is a messenger RNA of Arachis duranensis, 748 nucleotides long. RefSeq names its product protein CENTRORADIALIS-like. The record is from RefSeq and is a predicted model, not a curated record. Gene Ontology annotation, biological process: negative regulation of flower development; vegetative to reproductive phase transition of meristem. NCBI's taxonomy places the organism in Eukaryota, Viridiplantae, Streptophyta, Magnoliopsida, Fabales, Fabaceae. Gene Ontology annotation, cellular component: nucleus; cytoplasm.
UGUAUUUGUAUCUCUCACUCUUUAUUAAUUUCCUCUAUCUUCUUCUUAUUUGCUUGUUAAUAAGAAUUAUAUUAUUCUCCUAAUGGCAAGAAUAAUGUCAUCAGAGCCUUUAAUUGUAGGGAGAGUGGUAGGAGAUGUUCUUGAUCCAUUCAAUGCAAGCAUAAGGAUGAGUGUUAGUUAUGGGAACAGGCAAGUGUACAAUGGCCAUGAGUUCUUCCCCUCCACAGUCACCUUCAAGCCCAAGGUUGAGAUUGGUGGAACUGAAUUGAGGCCCUUCUUUACACUGGUCAUGACUGAUCCGGAUGUUCCUGGCCCUAGUGAUCCUUAUCUCAGAGAGCACUUGCAUUGGAUAGUUACAGACAUUCCAGGCACAACAGAUGCCACAUUUGGUAGGUCUCUCAUUCCUCUUUUGAUAUCUAUGGACACUACAAGACUGAGAAAUAAUAAUAAUGAUGUUGAUGUAUUUAAUUAUUUGUUUUGGGAUCACUUCAACACCCGCACUUUCGCCGCCGAUAACGACCUCGGCCUCCCCGUCGCUGCCGUCUACUUCAAUGCUCAGAGGGAAACCGCUGCCAGGAGGCGUUAAUUAAUUAAUUAAGAAGUAGCUAGAGAUCCAAGUGUGUCUGAAUGAAAAAUAAUUUACUUGUGUUGCAGAAAAAAGGGAAUCAUUUCUUUUUUGACUAUCAUGUAUGUAUGUAUGUAUGUAUGUAUGUAUGUAGAAGGGUUACUUUUUCAUUAUCACAUAUAU